AGCAGAGGUUCAUCAGGAUUGAGUGGGUCCCCUCACAUGAGAGCGCAGAGAAAAAAAAGAGACUGUGGAAGAGAAAGAAACUGAUAAAGAACAAAGGAGGGAUCGAGCAAAAUAGAGCAACGGACAGAGGGAAGAAAUAGAGAGAAAAAUACAGGACAACGAUCCCGAAACACAGGAGAGAUGGGCAACAGCAAAAGUGUCUCCCUGUCCAAGGAUCUCCUAGAGGAGCUGAAACUGAACACCAAGUACAGCGAGGAGCAGCUAUGUACCGGGUACCAGACCUUCCUGAAAGAGUGUCCCAGUGGGCGAAUCAGCAAGCAGCAGCUUGAGGCCAUCUACAUCAAAUUCUUCCCCGACGCAGACCCCAAGGCUUAUGCACGCCACGUCUUCAGGAGCUUCGAUUCCAACAGUGAUGGGAUGCUGGACUUUAAGGAGUACAUCAUGGCCCUGCACUUGACCUCCUCUGGGAGGACCAUACAGAAACUGGAGUGGGCGUUCAACCUGUACGACAUCGACCGCAACGGAAGCAUAACCAAGAAGGAGAUCAAGGAGAUCGUCGAGUCGAUAUUCAACAUGAUCUCCAAAGAGGACCAGAAGAAUCUUCCUGAUGAUGAGAACACACCAGAGAAGAGAGCUGAUAAAAUCUGGGACUUCUUCGGCAAGAAAGAAAAUGAUAAGCUAAAGGAGGAGGAGUUUAUCCAGGGAGUGAUGGACAACCAGAACAUCCUCAGACUGGUGCAGUUUGACCAGCCACAGAAGGUACAGGCGAGACUAAAGGAGAUGAAACAUUAGCAGCUGACUUCGCCAUCUUUUUUUAGGUUUUUUUCACUUCAACUUCAUAUAUCCAGGUUAGUCUCACUGGGACAAUAUAUUCACAUCAAGAGAGACCUGAAGCUUGCAAUUUUUGUUGUUAAGUUUGUAACAUAGUACUUGUUCAAGUGUGCCGUUGGAACAGCACGUUUUUGUGGUAUCUUUGUGACAUUACCGUAUAUUAAUUUUUAUUAUUUAGUAAUCAGUAGCAGAGAUUUGUUUCAAACACAAAAUGUAAUACAAAAUUCCUUUUAACGUAUAUAUUCCUUUAAGGAUACAUUUUAGAUAUGACAAAUACAUGAUAAUACCCACAUCAUGCACAUUACGGUAAUACUUAUCCUUCACACUGUACUUUGUCAAAGACCAAUAUUAGUAUGUUCAAUACCAACACUUACCUGUCAAUGCUCUACUGUUUUGAGUCUAUUAAAUGAUGUUUAUAUAUCUGCCGUUAGUACCUUUAUGUGAUAAAGUUUCA
Messenger RNA from Salmo salar (Atlantic salmon), 1285 nucleotides. Its product is annotated as recoverin. Gene Ontology annotation, molecular function: calcium ion binding. The record is from RefSeq and is a predicted model, not a curated record. Lineage: Eukaryota; Metazoa; Chordata; Actinopteri; Salmoniformes; Salmonidae.